AUGGGUAGCUCGAGGCAGUGCUUCCAGAGGUUCCUGGAGCAGAAAAACAUUGUCACCAAUUUGCUGGGGAAGCUGGAAGAGAACACCGGUGUGUACUACCUGCCUACAGGUUCCAUUGCUUUCUUGGCCUUCUGUCUCAUAUUUGGCUACGGUGCCUCCCUGCUCUGCAAUCUCAUUGGAUUCAUCUACCCAGCAUAUGCCUCCAUCAAGGCCAUUGAAAGCCCCAACAAAGAUGAUGAUACCAUCUGGCUAACAUACUGGGUGGUAUAUAGCAUUUUUGGCCUGGCUGAGUUCUUCUCUGACAUCUUCCUUUUCUGGUUCCCCUUCUACUAUGCAGGGAAGUGUGCCUUCUUGCUAUGGUGCAUGCUUCCAGUGGCCUGCAAUGGCUCCCAGAUCCUGUACCAUUGCCCGAUCCACCCCAUCUUCCUGAGGCAGCAGGCUUCUAUGGACAGCCUGGUGACUGACCUGAGUGGACAAGCCCUAGACACAGCAGCCAGUCUGACCCGGGAAGCAACCAAGGCAGGCAUGACUCACCUCCAGAAGAAUAAAUGA
This is a messenger RNA of Trichosurus vulpecula (common brushtail), 552 nucleotides long. RefSeq names its product receptor expression-enhancing protein 6-like. Lineage: Eukaryota; Metazoa; Chordata; Mammalia; Diprotodontia; Phalangeridae. The transcript has a single exon. The record is from RefSeq and is a predicted model, not a curated record. Bases 1 to 552 code for a protein of 183 amino acids.